Messenger RNA from Trematosphaeria pertusa, 1305 nucleotides. RefSeq lists its product as uncharacterized. Bases 1 to 1305 code for a protein of 434 amino acids. The record is from RefSeq and is a predicted model, not a curated record. Lineage: Eukaryota; Fungi; Ascomycota; Dothideomycetes; Pleosporales; Trematosphaeriaceae. The transcript is spliced from 2 exons.
AUGGAACAUCACCAACACGAUGUCAAGAUGGAACAUCAACCGCACGACGUCAAGACGGAACGUCAACAACACAGCGACAAGACGGAACGUCAACAACCCAGCGUCAAAAUGGAACCUCAACAACAUGGCAUCAAAAUGGAGCGUCAACAACACGGUGUCAAAAUGGAACGUCAACACGGCGACGAUCUGGAACGUCAACAACAUGGCAUCAAAAUGGAACCUCAGCAACACGGCGUUGGCUUCGCCUUCGCUCUUCCCAGCCGCGAUCCGCGCUUGCUCGUGACGGAGAGGGGCGCCAGCCGCCAGCGCACAAGGUUCCUCCCGCAGCAGAGAGCUUAUCACGGCAAGACGCAAUACCAACUUUCCUUUUUGAAGACACUGUCUGGGGUAUUGCCCGCUACCGCGUUUACCAAGUUCGUCGUUCUCGUAAUGGAGUUCGGGCCGUCAAAAGCACUUGGGCUCGAGAGCAUUGGCGGCGGUCAUACUUUGGUGGCCGCUCACGCUGAAGCGUUCGCCGGGACCAAUCAGCAGUCUGUACUCCUCAGCCAGCAUGCCCGCCUCGCGGCGCAGUCUCUUCAUCCUCUAUACAUCGCGCUUCUCUCGUAUCACAUGGGCGCACCUAUCAACGCUGCGAAUACCGCCUGUGCUCAUAGGUGGAAGCCCCCCGCCGCAUCGCUGUCGCCCAACCCUUCCGAUCUCUCGAAUUUCCGCAUCGAAGGCGACUCCGGCGAUGUCAUGGAAGAUCACCGAAUCACGUUCGUCUGGGAAGCCAACGCCGGCGGCUAUACCUUGGGGACACUAUCUGGAAGUCACAACAUAUUUCCCCCAGGCGGUAGUACCCCUAGGGAAUUGACGGUAAUACAGGCAUCUGGACAAGAAAAAGGCCGCCCGCAGGCACCGCUAGCAGUUCUAUACGAUGCAAAGAGCGUAGCGUGCUACUACACUAGCCCCCAGGAUCUGGACGUCGUUCGAAACAGCAUCACGCUAGACUUCCAGGCCGUCAAUUUCACUGAUACCUUGCUCUGUACGGCUUUAUCGGAGGAAGAAGCAGAGUGCCUGAAUCUGCCGGAUCUGCUCACUUCGUUUCCAAUCCUCGACUAUGAGCAGCAUUUCCAUCGCCUCUUGUUCAGGGAGGAUUCCUUGGCGGCGAUGGGCGCGGAACUCGACGGUUUCGCUCUCCCUUCUGGGCCCCAUGCCGUUCCGCCGUCUGCUGACUCGGCCGUGCGGGAGCGCGUGCUAGCCUGGCAGAUGGACAAUGAUGCACAUAGUGCGCGGGCUGGCUUGUCAUAUUUCUCGGAAAUUUGA